This is a messenger RNA of Erigeron canadensis, 1048 nucleotides long. Its product is annotated as protein SYS1 homolog. The coding region runs from base 237 to 695 and encodes 152 amino acids. The transcript is spliced from 3 exons. Gene Ontology annotation, biological process: Golgi to endosome transport; Golgi to plasma membrane protein transport; protein localization to Golgi apparatus. The record is from RefSeq and is a predicted model, not a curated record. Gene Ontology annotation, cellular component: trans-Golgi network; Golgi membrane. Lineage: Eukaryota; Viridiplantae; Streptophyta; Magnoliopsida; Asterales; Asteraceae.
UUUUUCAAAUUUCAAUUCUCCAUCUCUCAGAUCUCGCCCUUAUUUUCACUUUAUUCCGUCCCCAAAUUUAUUUUCUUAUAAACCCUAAUCUCCCAAUUUCAAUUUCCAUGAAUUAACUCUAUAAAAAUCGUACUCAAUUUUAUUAAUUUGAAACUAAAUAAAUAAAAAAGUUUGAAUUUUUUUUUUCUUCCGAAUGUUAUAUAAUUGAAUUGUAGAAAUAUUCUGUAAAAGCAGUGAUGUUCUAUGGAACAGUAGUAUGGGAUCCAUGGCUAAUAGUAGCACAAAUAGUAUGUAUACAAUGUUUAUAUUAUAUUACACUUGGUGUAUUCAUGGGUGUUUUUGUCGGAACUAGGGUUUCUAAGUUGUCCCUUGUUUAUUUCUUUGAUUUUGCUACUGUUACGCUUUCGACUGUCACCGGUUGGUGUGUUAUCGCUUCAUUUAUCCUCAGCUCUGUUGCAGGAGCUGGUAUUUUGCUUUAUUUGAUUGAGAGAGCAAAGAAGUGCCUAGAUUUUGCAGCCACCCUUUACAUCAUCCAUCUAUUCAUAUGCAUCUUAUAUGGAGGUUGGCCUUCAUCAAUAACAUGGUGGGUUGUCAACGGUACUGGAUUAGCAGUAAUGGCUUUGUUAGGAGAAUAUUUGUGUAUACAACGUGAAUUGCGAGAAAUUCCCAUUUCAAGACUUCGAUCUAGUGUUUGACAGACAGAAGCAAACUCAGAAAAGCACUGAACCAGGAUAUAUUAACAGCAUAUUAUUGCCUUUAAUGUGGUCUGGGAUUGAAUGCACAGCUUUUUUGUUUCAAACAUUAUGAUGUGUAUCAGUUUGUGGUGUUGACUAAUGAAGGCAACUUAGGGAAUUUGAAUUUGGUGGGUGUCUUUUGCAUGCUGCACACUCUUACCAACAUUUCAAGUUCUGGUAUAGAGACAAACCUUAAAAAUUAUCAAUGUUCUGAUUGUGCCAAUUAACAUUGAGUUUUGGAGGUUUGUUUUCAGUUUGUUGUUUUCGUAUCUGGUGUGCAGAACAUGAUUUAUAAGUUUUAAAUUUUGUUCGUA